AUGACGCUGCCUGGAGCAGUGGCUGCCGCCAGAGAACGCCGUGGCCUGCUCGAGAUUGGCAGUUGCUCUCCGCCAUUCCCGCCUAGUCCGUUCCAUAUCGGGCAUCACAGUUGCUCUAACAAACACCGGGACACCCAGGGAUCGACCAUUGUCCUCCCACGUUUUUCAGUCGGACUAGGCUUGGUGACAAUGUCAAAAGAAAAGACGUUUGGUCGCAGUGCACAGGCCAUGGCGGGCCGACGGUCGCGGUAG
Messenger RNA from Akanthomyces muscarius, 252 nucleotides. RefSeq lists its product as uncharacterized. The coding region runs from base 1 to 252 and encodes 83 amino acids. The record is from RefSeq and is a predicted model, not a curated record. NCBI's taxonomy places the organism in Eukaryota, Fungi, Ascomycota, Sordariomycetes, Hypocreales, Cordycipitaceae. The transcript is spliced from 2 exons.